Magallana angulata is the source of this 2790-nucleotide messenger RNA. RefSeq lists its product as uncharacterized. The transcript is spliced from 15 exons. The coding region runs from base 126 to 2123 and encodes 665 amino acids. Lineage: Eukaryota; Metazoa; Mollusca; Bivalvia; Ostreida; Ostreidae. Gene Ontology annotation, biological process: protein phosphorylation. The record is from RefSeq and is a predicted model, not a curated record. Gene Ontology annotation, molecular function: ATP binding; protein kinase activity.
ACACCUGAGUGACAUCGAUUGAAAUUGUUUACAAUCUCGAGGAAACCAUUCACAUGGCUAAAUGUCAACAUGUCGAAACUAAACCCUGGAUAAGUAUCUAGAUCUCGCUGUGUAAAAAUGAUGCCAUGGAGGAAGAGGAGGUUGUUUUAGAGUUUGAGGCAGUCCUUGGACACGGUUCCUUUGGCACUGUAUACUUGAUAAAGGACAAGGAGAAUCGAAGGUAUGCAGUGAAGAGAAUCAACUUCCAGGGUCAGGAGUCAGAGAGAACUCAGGCUCUGAGAGAAGCCGAGCUCCUCUCUAAGGUCCGACACGAGCACAUCCUCAACUACAUCGAGUCAUUUGAAGACGAUGAGUGUCUAAAUAUAGUAACAGAGUACUGCGAUGGCGGGGACCUUGAAGUUUAUCUGCGGAACAGAAAUGGGAAAAGUCUGCCGGAGGUCCGUGUCUGUCAUUGGAUGUUCCAGAUAGCCUCCGGACUCCAGUACCUCCAUGGCCAGAAGAUUCUACACCGUGACCUGAAGGCCAAGAACAUUUUCCUGAUGGGUGACCUGUCCUUGAAGCUGGGUGACCUUGGCAUUGCAAAGUUACUGGAGCUAAACCAGAGUAAAGCUGAGAGUUUUGUCGGGACACCAGCGUAUAUGAGUCCAGAGUUGUUCAAACACUUACCUUAUAACCAUAAAUCAGACAUUUGGAGUUUUGGCUGUUGUUGCUAUGAAAUGGUUGCCCUGCAGAAAGCCUUUGGAAAUGACAGCUUGUUUGCCCUUUGUAAGAAGGUUUGCAGUGACGAGAGACCCCCUUUUCCUGCAAACUACAGUGACAGCUUGAAAUCCAUAGUGUAUUCAAUGUUGGACGAGGAACCAGACUGCCGACCCAGCGCGAAAAACAUAGUCAGUAACGUGUACAUCAGAAAGAGGCUGGCAGAGCCAAUAGAUAAAAGUAACUCUCCAGACAGACAACAUAAAAAGCAUCAGCCCAAACUGAAGGAAGGACAGAGCAAGACACACUCAGCGAGGGAGAGGAGGAGGAAAAUGGCUGAACAGAAAUACCAGACCAUGUCUCAUGCGUGGCUGGCCAUCAAACGGAAGAUAGACACAUACAGGAGAGAAAAUCAACGAAAAAGCGUGAGCAGAACAAUGGAAAAGAUGAAGAAGCUAAAGUUGGGUUCAGUUAAACAAGAGAGUUCUGACACAGACACUGGCACAUACAGUAACCAUAGCGACACAGCAGACUACGACGAGGAUCCAAUCAGAUUCUUGCUAGGGGAUGAUGGGGAUGAAGAUGGUGAAAGUACGCUGGUUAUUGAGAGGGUGCAAAGGUCGAAUGCCAGAGGUCAUCGAAAUGGAGACACAGGGUCACAGUGUUCUAAUUUUGAGGAUGAUGUGUUUGGUGUUCGGGAGCAUGUGGAGAGGUUGACUGUUCAUCCAGACCAGGCUGCUAAACUAAUGGUGCACGGAAUGAGGGACCAGUUGACUCCAUUCCAGUAUAACGGGACGCCUUUUCCAGUCAGGAGGCAAGAAUCAGAUCCCUCCUUGGAAGAAUCCUCAUCUGACAAUAAGGGUACCCAGAGAACAAAAAAGAAGAAAAAAAUUCUUUCCAAAAUUGCAGAUGAGAAAAAGAGAAUCGAGAGCAGCAGUAGUGAUACAGGGAUAGGGAUGACCUCGGGGGAGUCCUCACCCACAACACAGAAUGUGAAAGGAGGCGGGGACUCCGUGCGACUUUUUACACGCGGACAGGAAGUGAGCUUUAAGAGAGGCCUGUCCAACAGUAGUGACGAGAGGGAAGAGAGCACCGUAAGAGAGAAAUAUGUUCCAUUUGAAAAGAGAAAGACAACGGAUACAGUCAAAGGAAUUGUCGACAAAGAAAACACAUCUUCAGCUUCAAUGAUUGGAAAUAUGGAAUCUGAAUCAGUUGUGUCAGAAAUCAGCAAUAUUCAAAGUGAGAUUGCUGAUGCAUUGGGCAAAGACAAUCUACAGAAAUGCUAUGACGUCAUGGCAAAUGUACAAAAUGACGAUUUAGUGAAGGCUUUUCUGACAGAAAUUCUUGGACCAACCAUGUUUGAAAAGUACAGGGACCAACUUUUCUACCUCCGUAUGCUAGAGAUUAGGUCUCAUGUCACAUCCUAGAUCAGACGACAUGUUAACAUUAACAUUAGCAGAUCUGUUGAUAAUAUAUUGACGGUUAUGAGUUCUUAUGCACGAAUACUAUUUUGUUAUUCCUGCCAUAAAUGAGUGUUAUCAGAAAUUAUUUUUGUGGUUUUGUUUGUUUAUAUCCGGGUAACAACUGUUAUCGAAUUUAUUGUAGAUACAUGAUUGUAUAGUAUUUUAACGGAUCUUACACUUCAAAUUGUCUCUGUGAAUGCAAUGAUAUUUAAUUGUAUUUUAACAUUAUGAUUUUUUAAUAAGUCAAAUACAUGUAGAUAUUAUAGAUCCGUCCAGUUCAUUUAUAUGCUAUUGACAUAAUGUUGAAAUUUAUGAUGACUGUAUUAAUAUGUACACUGCUGGUAAGAAAUCCAUUUUCAUCAAUUGUUAAAAGUGAUACAUACAUUGACCAUCUUUAUACGGUAUACAGUGUUUUGCUUGAAGAGUAUAUGCAUUUGUUUUUACAAUAUACUAUACAAGUAUUUUAUUGUUAGAUUCCAUACAAGUUUCUCCCUGCUACAAAUGUCUGAUGCUGCAAAAAUAAUGGUUUUGUAUUACAUGCAUGUAUAUUGUGAAUUUUUGUCACGAUUAUCAUUUCCUACAUUGCUAUAAUGUUGCUUUUAUCAAUCAAAUUAAAGAUCUAUUGAUCACA